Molecule: messenger RNA, 745 nt
Organism: Pomacea canaliculata
Lineage: Eukaryota; Metazoa; Mollusca; Gastropoda; Architaenioglossa; Ampullariidae
Product: pseudouridylate synthase 7 homolog
Exons: 5
Coding region: 16-684 (222 amino acids)
Biological process (GO): pseudouridine synthesis
Cellular component (GO): nucleus
Molecular function (GO): pseudouridine synthase activity; RNA binding
Source: RefSeq, a predicted model, not a curated record
UUCUGUCAUUGUUGAAUGAGAUCUUCCAUUUCCAGGCGAGAAAGUGCACGUGACUACCUUUCAAGAGAAGUCACUCUUAGCUACUUCUCCGUAGUUACUUCCCUUUCGUCCAAUUUGUUUCAUCUUCUAGUUCUACCUGCAGAUCUUUGUUUUACUCAUACCGACAUGUCAGACUCACCUAACAACUUCCCACCAGCUAAAAAACAGAAACUGACAACAAAUGAUGGUGCAAUCGGUGUUGAUGGAGAUGCACAUGAAGUCAUCCUUUCAACUGGAAAUGGAUUUCCUACUGAAAGUGAACAUUGUGUAAAGCAGCCAGUUAUCAGCACUGAAAGUACUGUGGAAUUAAUUAGUACUGUAGCAGAACACGAAAAUACUACCCAAAACUCAACUUUGACGUGCAAAGAGAAGCAAAAUGAUGGCCUACAGCUCAGGACAGAUGAUAUACAAGACCAGUCUAAUAAGAUACACUUGGGUACCAAUGUGUCAGAAUUGGAUGUUGGAAUUACAGAGUUCCUAUGCAAUCAUCCAGGAAUCUCUGCCAUCAUCAAACAAAGGUACUCUGAUUUUACAGUCCAUGAGGUCUCCUUGACAGGAAAGACCAUUCAUCUUACCUCGACAGAACUUCCUUCUGAAGAACCUGAGUUUCAGAUGCUGCAAGAAAGCAUUAUCCUGAAGAUAUAGAUGCUGACAUGCGGGUGCAUAUAUCGACUUGGUUGGCUGAUUCUAGAGAUAGGGAGCAUGG